This is a messenger RNA of Cottoperca gobio, 8598 nucleotides long. RefSeq names its product immunoglobulin superfamily, member 10 (gene igsf10). The record is from RefSeq and is a predicted model, not a curated record. Gene Ontology annotation, molecular function: protein binding. NCBI's taxonomy places the organism in Eukaryota, Metazoa, Chordata, Actinopteri, Perciformes, Bovichtidae. Gene Ontology annotation, cellular component: extracellular region.
AUGAGUGUGUGUGGCUGCAGCGCUUCAUACCUGUGGAGGUGGCUGCUGAAGGCGCUGUUGUUCUUGGCAGCUGUGCAGCCGACGAGCGGGGACUGCCCCAAAUCAUGCGCCUGCCACGUUCCCACUGAAGUGCACUGCACCUUCAGAUACCUGACCGCAAUACCUGACCACAUCCAGCCAGCUGUGGAAAGAAUUAACCUCGGGUACAACAGUAUAACUGUCUUGAGAGAAAAUGAUCUUUCAGGACUUGAGAACUUAGAGUUGUUGAUGCUGCAUAGCAACACUAUCCACAGUAUUGAUGACAGAGCAUUCCAAGACCUCAAGUCUUUACAGGUCCUGAAGAUGUCCUUUAAUAAAGUAAAGGAGCUCAAGAAAGAGACGUUCAAAGGCCUCGACAGUCUGCUGAGACUCCACAUCGACCACAACAACAUUGAGUUCAUCAACCCAGAGGCCUUCUACGGCCUAACUAAACUUCAGUUGGUCCAUCUGGAGGGUAACCAUCUCCAGCAGCUCCACCCAGACACAUUCAUCACACUGAGACACAGCCAGGUGUUCAAGGUGUCCUCCGUGAGAAAUAUCCACCUGUCGGACAAUCUCCUCACCACUCUGCCUGAGGAUAUCUUCUCAGGCUGCAGCCAGUUAGAGAACCUUUUCCUUCACGGCAACCCAUGGACAUGUGAUUGUCGUAUGAAGUGGUUCUUAGUGUGGGCAAAAAGGAACACAGAUGUGCUGAAAUGCAAGCGAGACAGGAGAUAUCCAAGAGGCCUGCUGUGUCCUGUUUGUGUAAAUCCUGCCCCUUACCACAACAGACCUCUAUCCCUUCUCCCUGGUGAUGCCUUCACUUGUACCAAACCCUGGAUCCAACCCCAUCUAAAACAGAACAACAUCAGCCUGGAUGAGGGGGACUUUACCCCAGUUUCACCCAAGGAUUUCAUUGCUCCAUUAGGCUCCUUACAAAUGAACCUGACAGACCAGCUUCACAAUGAUGCCAGUCUAUCCUGCACUGUCCAGAGGCCCUCUGCUUUAGAGAACCUGACACAAACCUUGGAGGAGGAGGAGGAGGGAAACAAUGUCACCAUGCUUACAGCUGACAUAACUACAUAUUUGGUGUGUAACAUUGACUCUGAACACAUACAGCAGCUGUGGCAGAUCCUGGCAACCUACAGUGACUCUCCCAUGACACUGGAGAGAGGCUUAAUGCUGGCCAGAAGCCCAGAAAUGGUGUACAGGUAUAGUCAGGUGAAAACAAAGGACGGAGAAGAAGGAAUUCACACAAACAUUGAGGCUGAGAUUAAAGCCUCCCCUGCAUGGUUGAUGCAGGGUGAGGUGAGCUUCCAGCUGGACCGUACUACUACGACUUUCUCUACUCUGCACAUUAAGUACCAUUCUUUGGUCAACCUACGUGUGGAAAACACAUCACCUAAGAGGGACCGCUAUUCCUGGACCAUGAUCAAGCGAAAUAAUCAAACCCAGACUGAGCACACUGUACUUACAGGUGGUGUGGUGCAAUUGAGCUGUCAAAUCCAGGGUGAGCCAAAGCCUUUGUUGGAGUGGAUUUUACCAGAUGGAAGUAAGGUCAGAGCUCCUUACUCCAGUGACGACAGGAGGAUCAUAAUCACUGCUGAAGGGAAGCUCACUCUACGGGGUGCAGAUGCUUCAGACAUUGGCCUCUACCGGUGCAUAAUCACAAACUACCUGGAUGCAGAUAUUCUUGUCUUUCGAGUGACAGUUCUGUCCCCAGAUGUGGAGGAGGCUGAGGUCAAUGGUGUCCAAAUCUCACGGCCAUUGGGUGAAAAUCUGUUUUUUGACUGCAGCUUUUUAGGGAGUCCUGAGGCCUCAGUCCAGUGGAUACUCCCUGACAACUCAGUACUGGACAAGUCUCAAGGGAACAGGAAAGUGUAUGAGAAUGGAACCUUGCUGAUUCAGGGUCUCACGGCGAGGGACCGAGGAUUUUAUAGGUGUUUGGUUUCUAAUCACCUGGGAGUUGAUCUGCUGGUGUCUCAGUUGACAGUGACUGGAGAAACAUUUGAAAAGGUCACAGUUUUGGACAAUGAGGGUUUAGGGGAGGAAAUGGAGUUCAAAGUUGACCUUAGCUUGACUGAAAACACAGCCACCCUCAAUGAGAUCCCCUCUUCCAGUCCCUCUGACAGAAGAAUUCAGGAAUCCAGGACCAUAACCUCAGAUCGACCGUACCCCAGACAAAGGUCACAGGGUAGAGGAGGUACUGGAGGUAGACUUGGACAGAGAAGGAAGGGGCCAGUCAGCAACAGACGCAUCUGGAGUAGUAGGGUGUUUGAUAAAGCUUCCAGGAAAGUGGACCCAAACAAAUUUGCUGAGUUUGUGAAAAAGACACUAGAUGGAUCAAGAAUAAAGACUGGCACAGAGAAAGAGGAGGUAAAAUAUGAUAACUCAAAUACUGGUCUUUCUGGUGAUGGUGAAAUUGGAUCAGGUGAUGUUCAUAGUGAAGAUCAUCUCAUCAUUGUGCCAAGAAUAGUCGAAGCAACCACAGACAAUCUAAAGAUAGGUAGAAUAUUUGGACAAGAGAACAGGCAUCCUGAAACUGUGACAACCACACAGACAGGUGAGGGUGGUAAUGUAGCAACAUUGGAGGCACAUCAAACAGUUGGCGUAGAAACCACAGUCAGCAAUCAUAUUGAUUUAAGUCAAGUGACAGAAAAUACAAACACACUAACAACAGAGUCAUAUAUGCAGUCAGAUUCUACACCAAUCAAGUCCACAUUCACACACUAUCCAUCACAAAGGAGGGAAAGUCAAAGUGAUGCAGCAACACCAUAUAACACAGUUUUACACAACGCAGGCCUUUCUAGUUUUGAUGACACCACUGAUUUUUAUGCCUUUGAAAGAACUACCAUGCAAGACUCAAACAGGCGCCCUGUCACUCUCCAACUCACUGUGACAGACACGUCACAAGAAACUCAGCUCCAGUUCUCAGGACAACUACCUGCAGAGUCAGAGACGUCCACUGGGUCGUUGCUAUCAUUUACCACAGACCCUCAUGUCACUCCAAUGAUGGAUGGACCAGGCCCAGUGGAGCUAGUCGUUCACACAUCCACAGACCCAGAAAGCCAGACGACAUUCACAGCCGUCACCACCACAGAGAGACAGAAAGAUGAGAUAACCUUCCACACGACCCAAACAAUCAAAUCCCCACGCCUGCCUGCAGGAUCCACCAUCAUCUCCCAGCAGCAGAUCCGUAUCAUCCCACACAAGAACAGCAGAGGAGGAGGGCGCAGGAGGACCUUCCAAGCCCGCAGGAGGAUCAUUAAACCCAACAGGAUUAAUGACAUACAGUCCUUCAUCAAUAAACUUAAACAACCCUCAGUGAAAAAGGAAGGGAAUACCACGGUGCCAUAUAGAAUUGAACUGACCACACACUGUGACUGGGAUGAAGACAAAAAGAAGAAAGCAACCAGUGAUCCACAGGUGGUCACACCAACAGCUCCCUCCAGUCCAUCUUUACACCGAACAGAGAAGCCUACCUCUACACAAAAAACUGCAGCUUCUACCACAAACUAUUACAUUACUUCAAAUUCCCCAUUCACCCGCAAAGAUUCUAGGUCAGAGGUUUCCAGCGGCUCCAUAACCUCUGCUGAUGCCCCUGAAUUUGACCCUACAAUUGAUCCAUUUUUGACCACAAAUAGAGAACCGUCAAUCUCCACCACGACCACUACUACAACUGCCUCUAAUGUUAUUCAUGGAAGAAUUCCAUGGAACAGGCUGUUUGGAGGCAGAGAGAGGGGAAAGAUACUGGGUAGGCUAAAGAGGCCAUUCAACACCCAAAAAACUAUAACUACAGCUGACACUACAACAGUGACCCCUACCACAACGCCUGCUGCUAUGCCCACCACCAGCUCAAACUCCCUUUCUGAACCUGAGACUCUGUCCCCAUCCAGACACACAGGAAGCAAAGAGGGCACAUUAGAUGAGGACUAUGGAGAUUUGUCCUCUGCAGAUUUUGAGUUCACAACACUGCAACCCAGCUUCCUCCAUCUAACUACUACUAGCCGAUCCUAUUACUCCAAGUCUGCCACCACUGCUGAAACACCACCAGAAUUACAGACUCUACCUUCCCCCCCUACUUUCAAACCACCUUUAAUUGAAAAUACUGAUGAAGACUUAUCAUCGGGGUCUGGGGGACGACCUGAUAAUUUGUUUGUAUCCAGACAGAGGCCUGAUGGGACAAGAGGACGGCAAGGACGGAGAAGGAGGCCCUUAAGGGGCAGGAGACCCUUCAAGAAACCUGCAAUCACUAAAUCACACCCUACUACCACAACUGAGGCUUUAACUACAACUAUGGAAACUACAAUGGAGACAACCACACUACCACAACGGACUGUUUCACUCUCCAAGCCCCUUUACACACCAUCUAGGAAAGAGGACAGAACUCCAGUAGUUGUUUUCCCUGAACGAACAUCAAAGGAGGAUGCCGACUUAUAUGAGGAAUUUGACUGGGGCACAUCUAGCAGUUUACCAGCCUCUAUUUCAACCAAGACACCCUUGAUCCCUUCAUCCACAUUUACUCCAACCACCAUAUUCAUGCCAAUUACAACAAAAGGGCCUUACACAACCUCUCUGACCAAAGUCCACAGCAACAUCAGACCACCAGCACAGAGGAACACCGGUAGGCCACCAGUGAGGAGAAUCAGACCUACAGUACAGAGUAGUGGUGCCAGUGAAAUUGCAGAUAAAGACCUUGACACAAUGACCAUCCUGACAGCUGAGCAGGGAUACACCAACACCCCUGUCACAUACACCAACAUAGGAACACACAAUGCUAUCUUGAGUGUUUAUAAUCAUGCCACUGACAAUGAAGCUACAAGUGCCAAUAUUGCUGGACCCACUACAAAGGUCAUGACGAACAAACCUAAGAUACUUGGGGGCAAUGCAGCCAGCUUUACUGUCUUAUCCAAUUCAGAUGCUUUCCUGCCAUGUGAGGCUGUUGGAAACCCUCCGCCAGCUAUAACCUGGAAACGCUUCUCCUUAACCACAGGAAGCACGGUUACUGUUAAGGGGAGGAUGGGCAAGUUUGAGGUGUUGAGCAAUGGCACGCUGUUGAUUCAGAAUGCCAACAUUAAGGAUCGUGGCCAGUACGUUUGUCUAGCUGAGAAUAAUUAUGGAUCAGAUAAACUUCUUGUUACCCUCUCUGUGGUGGCCUAUCCCUCACGCAUCCUGGAGCCAAAAAUGCGUGAGAUAAAGUCUCAUGCAGGAAACACUGUGGAGAUGAAAUGUAGAGCAGAAGGUCGGCCCACACCCAUGAUAUCUUGGAUCCUGGCAAACCGAACCCAGGUCAGGGGUCAAAACACAGAGAAGGGAAGGGUAUUAGUAUCUGCUGAGGGGACUCUGGUCAUUGAGCAGGUAUCUGUUUAUGACAGAGGUCAUUACAAAUGCAUCGCCAGUAAUCCAGCUGGAGCUGAUACCGCUACAGUUCGACUGCAGGUGGUGGCAGCUCCCCCAGAUAUUGUGGAGGAGAAACGUCAGCAGGUGAAAGCAGGUGUAAGCCAAAACCUGUGGCUAUCCUGCACUGGCCAAGGCAGCCCUCAGCCUACUAUUCACUGGGUCCUCCAUGAUGGGUCAAUGGUACAAUCCAACAGACCUGCCAGUGAUACAAGGAUAUCAGUGUAUGGGAAUGGAACCCUCCACAUCAAGGAUGUGACUCCAACAGACAGUGGCAAAUAUGAAUGUAUUGCUACCAGCUCUACUGGCUCAGAGAGAAGGGUAGUGACUCUGACAGUAGAGAGGCAAGAGUCUGCUCCUCAAAUAGUGGAGACAUCCCAGCGUGUGACAGUGUUGUUCUUCGCGGACCAGCUGAGACUAAACUGUUCAGCUACAGGAGACCCUAAACCCAGGAUCAUCUGGAGGCUGCCCUCUAAAGCGGUAGUGGACCAGUGGCACAGGAUGGGCAGCAGAAUUCAGGUCCUGGAUAAUGGUACACUAAUUGUUACCACUGUGAGUGAUAAAGAUGCUGGAGACUAUCUCUGUGUGGCACGAAACAAGAUUGGUGAUGAUCUCCAACUCAUGAAGGUCAGUGUGUCAAUGAAGCCAGCCAAGAUAGAGCCGAAGCUCUAUGGAAAAAAGCAGGUACCCUACGGUAAUGACUUUAAGGUCGACUGUAAAGCCUCAGGAGCACCAAAGCCAGAGAUCUCCUGGGGUCUACCAGACGGAACUGUGGUCAACAGUGCUCUUCAGUCUGAUGCAAGCAGCGGAAUAGGACGAGCACGGCGCUAUACACUUUUUGACAAUGGAACUCUCUUCCUAAACCAGGUUGGUAUGUCAGAAGAAGGGGACUACACCUGCUAUGCUGAGAACCAGGUGGGCAAGGAUGAGAUGCAUUUACAUAUCACCAUAGUGACCGCUGCCCCCAGGAUACGUCCAACCAGUCAGACAUAUGCCAGAGUGAAGCCUGGAGAGAACAUCCGUUUUGACUGUGAAGCACUUGGGGAGCCCAAACCCAAAAUCCUGUGGAUGUUACCCACCAACGAUGUCAUUGCAGCAUCUAAUGAACGCUACCUAAUGCACGUCAAUGGCUCCCUAGAUAUUAGGGAUGUGAAGCUUAUUGAUGUUGGAGAGUAUAUCUGUAUGGCUCGAAACCCUGCUGGAGAAAACAGAAAAGUCUACAAGCUUGAUAUGGAAGGGAAUCCACCAGUGAUCAAUGGCUACCGGCAGAACAGGACUGUAAUCAAAGAUAUAGCCGCUAAAUACUCCAGGAAAUUAAUAGACUGUAAGGCUGAUGGUGAUCCUACGCCUAGUAUCACUUGGAUCAUGCCUGAUAACAUCUUUCUAAAAGCACCAUACUUUGGCAGUAGGAUUAAUGUCCACCAUAAUGGGACAUUGGAGAUUCGUAACGUGCGGCCAACUGAUACAGCUGAGUUCAUCUGCAUGGCGAGGAAUGAUGGAGGAGAGGCAGUAAUGGUGGUGCAGCUUGAGGUGAGCAGUAUUCUCAGAAGGCCGAUCUUUAAGAACCCUUUCAACGAACGUAUUGUGUCUCGUAUUGGGAAAACCUCAGUUCUAAACUGCUCUGCUGAUGGACACCCAAUGCCAGAUAUCAGUUGGACUUUGCCAAAUGGAACACGGUUUACUGGGAACCACCCCCUAGUUAACAAUGGGACUUUAGUCAUCUACAACUCAGGCAUAGAAGAUGCUGGGAAGUACCGCUGUGGUGCCAAGAAUUUCAUGGGCUACAUAGAGAAGCUAAUCAUUUUGGAUGUUGGACAAAAGCCUUACAUCCUGACAAGGCCUAGGGGCAUAAUACGCAGUGUGUCUGGAGAACCUCUCUUCAUUCAUUGUCUAUCGGAUGGAAGUCCCAGACCCAGAAUUAGCUGGACCAUUCCUGGUGGCCACACUCUUACUCGGCCUCAAGUCCUUGGGCGCUACCAGUUACUAGAGAACGGUACUUUGGUUGUUCAGGAUACUACUCUCCAUGACCGAGGGAACUACAUCUGCAGAGCGCGGAGCAAUGCUGGGGAGGCUGUGCUCACUGUCCCUGUUAUUAUCAUCGCCUACCCUCCACGGAUCACAACAGUGCCACCUCCCAGUGUGAGGGCAGUGACCGGGACACCGAUUCAGCUCAACUGUGCCGCCAUUGGGAUUCCCAAGCCAGACAUCACCUGGGAGUUGCCCGAUCAUUCAGUUCUGUCAGCGGCAGAACAGGGCCGGCCCAUGGGUAGCGAACUGCUCCACCCUCAGGGCACACUUAUCAUUCAGAGGCCUAAAGCUUCAGACUCUGGCACAUACAAGUGCCUGGCCAAGAACCACCUGGGUACAGACUCAAAGGUGACAUAUGUACAUAUAUUGUGAGAAAAAGACAAGACGGAGGGGGGACGAUGGCAUAUGAGAAUGUAAACAUUAACAGACACUUGUGUCUGAGAGGUACAGUACAUGUUUUCACAUGUGGAUUUGUGAGGAUCAAAGCUUGUGGAAUAAUAUUAAAAAGUGAGAAAUGUGGAUUGAAAAAAUAAACAGAGCAUAAGAAGAGAAACGACAGACAUAUUAUAAGGACAGACAUUUCAUAACAUGUUUUGUUUUUACUGUAAAAGCAAGCUGGGGCUAGAAGGUUGUUAUUGUGACUUUGGAAUUGGGGGUCUGGAAAUUCAUAGGUGGUUCUCAUUUGGGGUGGUUCUCAUGGGAGCAAAAGGGGCAGUCAAAAUUAGUCAAAAGUAAAGUGAUUUCUCUGACCAGGCCAGGCCGCACAUAGGGAUACUAUUACAACACAUACAGAGAGGGAGAAAAAAGUGUGUACCAGAUUGAAAGAAAGUUAAAAACAAGGCUCCCAAGAGGCUUUUAAUUCUCUUCAGACAUUGGCCAGAAGUCAUUGCUGUCAUGACAUAUUGUUCUAUCAUUUAACAGCAAAUGAAAAAGACUACAGGCAGAUCAAUGUAUAUAGUAAAAUAUCUUUCAAGAGCAAUUCGUCAAAUUACACAGUGGAAGAAAAUAGAUCUGUUCAAAAGAGGCUUGUUUUACACUGGAUACAUAUCUGUAUGGACAGUACAGUGCUUUUAUCAUAUCCGGUUUCUUUAUUAUACUUUUUAUAUUUUGAUGAUAGAUCCCUUUAUGUCUAUUCACAGUGCAGUUCAUUGGUCA